Molecule: messenger RNA, 2968 nt
Organism: Parasteatoda tepidariorum (common house spider)
Lineage: Eukaryota; Metazoa; Arthropoda; Arachnida; Araneae; Theridiidae
Source: RefSeq, a predicted model, not a curated record
UUACGGUUUCGUUGCAUUUAAAAGAGCAAUUAAGAGAUAGAAAUAGGCAGCCGAAAGCUUAUUGUAUUAAAAAAUUUUAUUAAUCCACAUCUAGAUUAAUUACGAAGACUAAAAACUUCUUUGUUUUUAUUUUAGACUGUCAAGCAUAUUAUUUUAUGUUUCUUAUAAUAAUUUAAAAAGUCUGUCAAUGAAUAGUUCAGCUUCUAUGAACUAUCUGUUCCUUUACGUGUGAUUUCAGUUUGCGACAAUAACUGCUUUCGCUCACCUUAUAAUUUAGUUUUAUUUAUGAACUCGGACCAAUACUACUUCUAACGAUCUUGAAUAACCUUUGUUUUUACUGUGAGCAUUUUGCUGUAAUGCUUGAAUCAUCCUACAUGUAGCUAUAUAUCGACUUCUUUUGUCUCAGAUCCAUUAAAGUUUUGAAUUUAGAUUAAUAAGUGCCUGACAAUGCUAUGUAACCUUAAUAUAGUUCCUAUCUCAUUCUUUACUGAUAUAUAAAUAUUAGUUACUCAACACAAGAAAAAUGCUAGAUAAGCAGGAUGCAGUUGAAGAUAAACAAGUUGAUGUAUCUUCAGAAAUUAAUGAUGACAAAUUAGAAUUUACUUACUCUGUUAUUGAUGAACAAGAUCUUUCUUAUAAUGAAGAAAUUUCUGAAGAUAACGAACAGAUGUCUUUUGGUGAUGUCCUUGUCAAGUUUGAUUUCAUUAUGGAAAAUGAAAAUAUCAAUACCCCUUCCAAAUCUUCAAAGGUAAUACGACUACCUAGUACAGAUGAAAAAGUGAGAAACAAUGAUACUGUGCGAGUUCAAUCUAAUAAAGUACCGUUUGCAUGUUCAAUGUGCAGUAAAUGUUUUAAAUCAAAAUCGGCACUUGAAAAACAUGUAAAAUUACAUAUAGGAGAAAAAAAAUCAAAAGCAUUUGAUGAUGUGCUUAAAAAAUUAGAUAUGUUAGUUGAUAGUGAAGAAAUAAGUCCUGCACUCAAUGUACAAAAUACAAUUACAAUGCCUAAUACAGAAUUGGAAGAACAACGGAAAAGUUUAGAAAAGAAGAUAAUUAAUGCACCUGUUAAAGUCAAUAGUAGCAAAAUACCAUUUGCUUGUUCAAUGUGCAGUAAGUGUUAUAGUACAAAAACUGAAUUUGAACAACAUGUACAAUCGCAUACAGGACAGAAACCUCAUAUAUGUGAAUUAUGCGGAAAGUUAUUCAGCAAUCGAGGCAAUUUACGUCAACAUAUCAUCCGUCAUACAGGUGAAAAGCCACAUGUUUGUAAAGUCUGUAAUAAAGCUUUUAGUCAAAAUAAUGAAUUAAAAAGACAUUCUUAUUUGCAUUCUAAAUUCAGACCCCAUGCUUGUAAUAUGUGUGAAAAAAACUUUUAUCGUAAAAGCGAUCUGCGUCGACAUGUCAUGAUGCAUGCUGGGGAGAAACCUCAUAUGUGUGAAGUCUGUCAUAAAGGGUUUCUUCGUAAGUUUGAUCUUACAGAGCACCUAUUUACUCAUACGGGGGAGAAGCCUUACGUUUGUGAAAUUUGUGGGAGAAAAUUCAGUAGAAGAUGGUGUCUUAAGCAACACUGCUUGGUUCAUACACAAGAGAAACCCUAUUUGUGUGAAAUGUGUCCUAAGAGGUUUGGUAAAAAAGCUUGUCUUGCUCAACACAUGAAAGUUCAUACACAAGAAAAACCUUUUGUGUGUGAGGUUUGUAACAAAGGUUUUUCUAGAAAAGCUACUCUUUCUGAUCAUGUUUUAAUUCAUACAGGAGAACAACCUUAUGUGUGUGAAGUGUGCACUAAAGGUUUCAGUCGAAUAGUUGACCUUGAAAGACAUUCCCUUAUACAUACUGGUCUCAGACCUUAUUCAUGUGACUUGUGUAAGAAAACUUUUACACAAAAAGGGGACCUUACUCGCCAUCUUAAAGUUGAAAGUACAAAGGCUUAUAAUUGCAAAUUGUGCAUAAAAAGUUUUUCUCGUAGGUGUGAGUUUGAGUGUCAUCUUUCUGAUCAUAAAGAAAAGAAACCUCAUGUUUGUGAAGUUUGCAACAACAGUUUUGCAAGCAAAUACAUACUUAAAAGACAUAAAUGCAACGAAAGCUAUCCACCUGAAGAUGUAAAAGGAUUGUGUUAAAUGUGUUAGGAAAAAAUAGUUAUAUUUAAAUAUAAAUACAGAAGAAUUUUAUUUUAAUAAUUAACUCCUGAAAUGUAAAAUAUUCUUAAUGGAGUUUAUUUUAUAUGAAAAUAGAUCGAUUUAAAGUCCCCUUUUUAUAGGAGGUGCAUUUAACUCAAAAUUUUAUUUUUAACCCUUAUAAUUGAAACAGCUGCAUCUAGAUAAUGUUAUUGGCUUUUCUAGACUUAGUAAAUUGUCAUAUUUUCUAUAUUUUGCUGUUCUCUCAUGGUAUCUAAUAUUUUUUCAAAAUCUGUUAUAUUAAAUAUCAAAUUAACCAGGCUUUUAAAUGAGCUUUCGUUAGUCAUAAUUUGUUUAUAAGAAUUUAAGUUGGACACCUAGAACAUUAAACACAAUCAUCAUUUUUUAUGCAUAACUUUUAAUAUAACUGUUAUUGCGAGUUAACUUUUGGUCUUCUAUAGUUAAGUCACAUUGCAAUUCAUAUUCACAUAUUUUAAAAAUCAUACAUUGUGAUUUGUCUUUUGUUAAUUUAAAAAUAACACUUUGAGAAUUAUAUUCAUGCCAUUUAAAAAUCUCACAUCUCGUUUAGUUUUCACUUUAUUUAAAAAAAAUCAUAAACCUCAAUCUAUAUUCACACGAUUUAAAAUUCACACAUCACGAUUUGUAUUCACAAUAUUUCAAAGAAGAUUGUGCUCCGGAAGAAAUCUGGAUUUUUCGAUAACCGCGAUCUCGACAUCUAAGGUCCAGAAGUUUCAAGAAAUCAUCGAUCACAUUUAUGCAUUAAAAUUCUUGUAUAUUUUAUUUAAAAAUAUUAGAACUAGAAUUUAUACUUGGUAUCUCUUUCAUUUGUAAAUA